AGACUACCCGCCAUCAUCACUCUUUCCUUUGAGGUCUUUGGUUGAACUACCGUUGUGAAAUAUCGCGAUAGCUGCGUCCAUAAUCACUACGUAAUGUGCCGUGCUGCUUCUAGCGGCGCUGGUGACAGUGCUGAAAGCUGUUGGGUAUGAAGUGAAACAACUGAAUUUUUGUACCAUCCGCAACUGCUUCAAGUUCAGAUCGCAACCAAGAAACUGAAGAUAAACCUCCCAAAACAAAGUUGCAACGCUGAAGACACGUGGGGAACAAAGGGAUCACUUCAAGGAUUUAAAACACAAAGUAACCAAAUCCUGAAACGACCAAAGAAUACGAACACCAUCAGCCCAACUGAAACACAGAAGAGAAGCAAUCCUAUGCCCAAGCGUAUUCUGAGAAGACUAUAUCUGAUCUGAAACCAGAAGUUUGUGCCUACUCAACAGCUUUGACAAAGCACACGUCCCAACGCUGCUCCUAGCCCUCCUCAUCCUCACUACACCGCCGACUCACCACCGGGGUGUGGAGUGGGCUGCUAUCUGCUAGUUUUCCCCCAUAGAUUCCCCUUCUUUCCCUCCCUCUUAUUUCCCCCUCUGUUCUCACUGUAUUUUUUUCUAAGCAGUGUUAUUGCACCUGCGUUUGCCUUUUUUGCGCUAGAUUUCUCCCCCUUUUUUUACUUUAUGCAACCAUUUAGGACUUGUGCCAGAAACUUGUAAAGUGUCUGUGUUUAACUGUGUGCGUGAAGAGGUCUGCAAAAAAAAACACAAAAAAACAACGAAGUCAACAACAUCCUGAGAAUUUCAAGAUACAAGACAACAAGUAAGACAUCCAGCGAUCUAUCAUUGGGUGGUUGCAUAAGAAUAGUACUUAACAGUCAAGCAAAAAAUUCAAAUCAAGUAAUCGAGUUCAGCGAGUGCUCAAGCAAGUUUGGUCCGAGUUUAUGGGAAAAUAUGGGCAGCCCCUGGAAAGGCUUUGUUGAGUUUACCUUGCCUGCGUCGCCACCCACCGCGUUCGUUAGCGCUGACCUGAGCAGCACCUCCCCUGUCGGACUCAGCCUGUCGCCAUAUGGCCGAUCCCAGCAUAUCCAAGUCCUAGCCUCUGUGUCAGAAAUGGAAAGAGGCUCCUCUGAACCUCCAGUGGCUCGCAACACUGGGUCUGCCCCUUCUACCUCCACUGGUCCCAUGCCUAUUCCCCGUUCCUCCUCAAUGUCUUGCCAUCCCCACCAAGGAAGUAAAAAACUCAAGCGGACUCCCUUGUAUCAGAGAUCAAUGAGUUUUGACCCAGGCAUGCUCCAUAACAAUGGGCACCCUGCGUAUGCCAAUGGCACAGGACCUGGCAUUAGAGAGACUGGUGUGGUGGAGAAGCUCUUGACCUCCUAUGGGUUCAUCCAGUGCUCUGAACGUCAAGCUCGUCUCUUCUUCCACUGCUCCCAGUACAAUGGCAACCUGCAGGAGCUUAAAAUAGGAGAUGAUGUAGAAUUUGAGGUAUCCUCUGACAGGCGCACUGGCAAGCCCAUAGCAGUGAAGCUGCUUAAGAUAAAGCCAGAGGUGCUGCCAGAGGAGCGGAUCUCGGGCCAGGUGGGGCCAGACCUGCACGCCUAUCCCUUUACUGUGCUGCAUGGUUAUAUUCAUCCAGUUGUUUCAUCAAUCCCACUGCACUUGGAUGGAAAGUCUGCUCCUGGCCAGGUGCCCACUGGCAGUGUAUGUUAUGAAAGAAAUGGGGAAGUGUUCUAUCUUACCUAUACUCCUGAAGAUGUGGAAGGGAAUAUCCACCUGGACACUGGUGACAAAGUCAGCUUUUACAUGGAGACUAAUAAGCAUACUGGUGCAGUCAGUGCUCGUAAUAUUCAGCUUGUGAAGAAAAAGCAGAUGAGGUGCCAGGGUGUGGUGUGUGCUACAAAGGAGGCCUUUGGAUUUAUUGAGAGGGCAGAUGUGGUGAAGGAGAUCUUUUUUCACUAUAGCGAGUUCAAGGGUGAUCUGGAGGCUCUUCAGGCCGGAGAUGAUGUUGAGUUCACCAUCAAAGACAGAAAUGGUAAGGAAGUUGCAACAGAUGUGAGGCUGCUCCCCCAAGGAACUGUCAUCUUCGAGGAUAUCAGCAUCGAGCAGUUUGAAGGCACCGUUGUUAAGGUCAUCCCCAAGGUUCCCACUAAAAACCAGAAUGACCCUCUACCAGGGCGUAUCAGCGCAAGGAUUGGAUUCACUGACAAGGAACUGCCAUUUGGCGAGAAAGACACAAAGUCCAAGGUGACACUUUUGGAGGGAGAUCACAUUCAAUUCAACAUCUCUACUGAUCGCAGAGACAAGCUGGAGAGAGCAACCAACAUCGACAUCCUCCCAGACACCUUCGACUUCACUAAGGAGACCCGAGAAAUGGGGGUGAUUGCAGCUAUACGUGAUGGGUUUGGUUUCAUUAAGUGUGUGGAUCGGGAUGCCAGGAUGUUCUUUCACUUCAGUGAAGUCCUGGAGGAGAGCCAACUGCACAUCUCAGAUGAAGUGGAGUUCACUGUUGUGCCUGUAGGUCCUGUUUAUAAGCUUUUCAAAAAAGAUAUGUUGUCGGCUCAGAGGAAUCAUGCAGUGCGCAUCAAGAAGCUUCCGAAAGGCACAGUGUCCUUCCAUACCCAGUCUGAGCAGCGAUUUGUGGGUGUUGUGGAAAAAGAGGUUCUUGCAACCACCAAGAAUGCCAGUCCCACCAAGGGCAAGGAAAAGAAAAAAGACAAGGGUAAAGUUGUAGAAAAGGAAGCAGAGGAAGGAGUGAUUGCAUAUGAAGACUGUGGAGUGAAGCUCACUGUGCCAUACCAUACCAAGGACCUGGAGGGAGGAAGUCACCCUCAGACUGGAGACAAGGUGGAGUUCUCAAUCAAUGAGGUGAAGCGAACUGGCCAGCAGAGUGCUGUCUCCAUCCGGGUCCUCAACCGUAAUGCCUCCAAUGCCAAAAGACUGCAUGGAUUUGUUGCCACACUGAAAGAUAACUUUGGCUUCAUUGAGACAGCAAAUCAUGAUCAGGAAAUCUUUUUCCAUUACAGUGAAAUGUGUGGAGACUUGGAGAACUUGGAGCUGGGUGACACAGUGGAGUACACUCUCUCAAAGGGAAAAGGAAACAAAGUCAGUGCUGAAAAGGUUACCAAAGUGGCUGCAGUGAAUGGCACUGGUGAAGAUGUUGGUACGUCAGUGAUGAUGGGGAAAGUAAUCCGACCCUUACGCAGUGUGGACCCCUCACAGACAGAUUACCAAGGACUUAUUGAGGUCACAGAAGAAGGAGGACCUAAAGGGCAGCAUUAUCCCUUUGGAAUCAUGGGUAUGGCAAACAAAGCAGAUUGUCUACAGAAAGGAGAACUUGUGAAGUUCCAGGUCUGCACGGUAUCUCAGACUGGACAGAAGAUGGCCUGUAAUGUGGUCCCUCAGCGCAGAGCGAUGGUGGAGUGUGUCAAAGACCAGUUUGGCUUCAUCACAUAUGAAGUUGGUGAGAGCAAGAAGCUGUUCUUCCAUGUAAAAGAGGUGCAGGAUGGUCUGGAGCUCCAGACCGGGGAUGAGGUGGAGUUCUCUGUUGUCCUCAAUCAACGCACAGGAAAAUGUAGUGCCUGCAAUGUUCGCAGAGUCAGUGAGGGGCCUAAGCCAGUGGUGACGCCUCGUCCUGACCGUCUGGUGAACCGACUGAAAAGCAUCACUCUGGAUGAUGCCAGUGCUCCACGCCUGGUGAUUGUAAGACAGCCCCGUGGUCCUGACAAUUCAAAGGGCUUCAAUGUGGAGCGCAAGACUCGCCAGCCUGGUGUCAUUGACUGAGCAAUACAGAGCCUGGACUGUUUGGUGGGACACUGUCUCAAAAGGCAACAGCAGGGGAUAAGGGAAUUUGAUUUGACACAUGCUUGUACACAAACUCAUCCACAGACAUGCGCACACAUACAGUAAUCGGCAUGUGUAAUCUUUGUCCCCAAUGAUACCUGUGCGGGAACUCCUCUUAUUCCACAGUUCCCUGCUUCCCAUGUAUGAUGUACUUGAUAAAGAGCUCCACACUGCAGUGUACAUGGGAUCUCUGAGUGUGUGCGUGUGUGACGUAUCCUAUCAGUGAUUAGUGUGUAACAGAGGUAUUUGUUUCAGAGGGCUUUGUCCCUCUAAAUCAGAGUGAUGACUGUGUGGCUGUUUAUGUUCUGAUCUUUUGAAUCUGCUUCGUCUGGAAUUCUGCACCUGUAGUUUGACUGGGUGAAAGAGUGUGACUGCUGGCAUGUCUUUAAACCUCUGCUCCAUUUUUGUUCCUCAUACUUUUGCUCCUUUACCCAUGGAAAAUUAAACAAUUUCAUUAUCAAGUUUCCUCUACUGUAUGCUUUCCUACAAAAUGCAUAAAGCAAGUUCCCUCCAUAAGGAGGAUCAUAUUUGUCAUAUGUGCGAGCUUAAACUGAGGAUUCUUCACUGCUCGGUUUUUUUGAGCAGUUUUAAAAUGCUUUAUUGAAGAGCUCAAGUGAAAGCAUGGUGUGUGUGUGAUGUAUGUGAAUGUCAAAGUAAAUCUAAUGGGAUGUCCUUUUACCAAUAUGGAGCCUUUAGAUACCUUUUUGGUAUUCACAUGCUCCACUUAAGCAAUUUUUCCCAGGUGCAGAAUUUCUUGUGGCAUCUUAUAUCUGCAGUUCUUUUAUACUUGUUUUCCUUGCACAUAUUUCUGCUUAAUUUUUUUCCAUUGAAACUCAGUCUGCUAAUGAAUAAGAAAGAAUAAGGUGCCUAAAACCUACAAGCAAAAUGAAAAAGGAAAAAAAAAGAAAAAAAAAACAAAAACAACAAAUUUAGAUGUAUCCUCUGUUCCCAGCCAACCGCCAAAAUAUUCAGAACAAUCUUAGGGUGGCUUUCUUUUCUAGUAGAAAUAAUACUGAUAUGCAUCCCAAACCUGUGGGUUGAACUAUACUAUGUAAUGUGUGCUUUUUUUUUUUUUUUUUUUUUCUUUUUUUUUUUGUUCUUAGUGAAAGUUCAAACUUCAGAUAUGGCAUAAAUCUAACUUAAAGAUGGAGAAAAAAAACAGAAUAAAAAAUGCAUCUAGAAUCAGGUUAUCAAUUAUUGUGCUCUGGAGUCGAAGUGGGCGAGCUGUUGUGCCUCAGCACAUUGCGUUACUGUCAAGUUUAAUUUCUUUGGAGAUCACCGGGUUUCAGUUGAACCACAUACAGAGGUUCUCAUGUACUUUUGUUAAUGGUCGAAUGAAACGAUUGAAUUAAAAUUUUAUGAAAAUCA
Mugil cephalus (flathead mullet) is the source of this 5199-nucleotide messenger RNA. It is a transcript of the gene csde1, whose product is annotated as cold shock domain containing E1, RNA-binding. Lineage: Eukaryota; Metazoa; Chordata; Actinopteri; Mugiliformes; Mugilidae. The transcript has 24 exons. The coding region runs from base 943 to 3771 and encodes 942 amino acids. Gene Ontology annotation, molecular function: nucleic acid binding. The record is from RefSeq and is a predicted model, not a curated record.